UCAGAGAAGAAGGUGGCGGGAUCGUGGGAGGGGGGAGAAGAAGGAAGUCUGGCUGUGUAGGUGAGGUCUUUGAGCGGUAGAGGGUGGAGUCCUUUUCACUGCUGGCUUCUCCUCCCGGCUGUACAUGCAGUAGCUCGUCUCCGCAAGGAUGGAGCAAGAAGGUGGAGUGCUAAAGGAAGGCUUCCUUGUGAAAAGGGGUCACAUUGUACACAACUGGAAGGUGAGAUGGUUUGUCUUGAGACAGAACACCCUGCUGUAUUAUAAGCUUGCAGGGGGAAGGAAAGAGACUUCUCCUAAAGGCCAGAUCCUCUUGGAUGGCUGUACCAUCACGUGCCCUUGCCUGGAGUAUGAGGGUAGACCGCUUCUCAUUAAGUUGAGGACCAGAACAUCCACAGACUACUUCUUGGAGGCCUGUUCCAGAGAAGAGAGGGACGCUUGGGCCUUCGAGAUAACAGGUGCGAUUCAUGCCGGCCAACCAGGAAAAGUCCAGCAGCUUCAUAUCAUGAAAAAUUCUUUCCAGCUUCCCUCUCACAUCAGUCUUCAUGAUAUAAUUGACAAGAUGCAUGACAGCAGCUGUGGAAUACGCCCAUCACCCAACAUGGAACAGGGAAGCACCUACAAAAAGACCUUCAUGGGCUCUUCCCUGGUAGACUGGCUGAUCUCCAGUCACUUUGCUGCUAGUCGCAUUGAAGCUGUCACUCUUGCCUCCAUGUUGAUGGAGGAGAACUUCCUUAAGCCCAUUGGAAACCGGAGCACGGAGGCCGUUCGCUCUGGGGAUUUAGUGGCACAGUUCCUAGAUGACUCCACAGCCCUGUACAUUUUUACUGAAAGCUGUAAGAAGAAGACAAAUUCAAAGGAAGAAUUCAACUAUAGCACUGCGGAACUGAGUGGCACAGUGAUUAAACAAGGCUAUUUAGCCAAGCAGGGACACAAGAGGAAAAACUGGAAGGUGAGGCGCUUUGUUCUGAGAAGCGACCCUGCCUUCCUGCACUAUUACAACCCAUCCAAGGAAGAGAACAGGCCAGUUGGUGGGUUUUCUCUCCGUGGAUCCCUUGUUUCAGCUUUGGAGGAUAAUGGAGUUCCCACUGGUGUCAAAGGCAAUGUGCAGGGCAACCUCUUCAAAGUGAUCACUAAGGAUGAUGUCCACUACUACAUCCAGGCCAGCAGCAAGGCAGAGAGAGUUGAGUGGAUUGAAGCCAUCAAGCGACUAACAUGAACUAGGUUACUGUGCUCACAACUACCUUUGAAGACACCUGCAGGACCUCCUAUGUAAAAAGGAUCGGGGCUCUUGUUAAGGCCUUGCACGUUUCAACGACUUUUGAUAUCCAUUUGGUACCACUUUGAUGUGACAAUGGGCUAAGAGCUUCCUAGUAACAUUCUAAUGAUAGACAGGGUAUUCUUACUACCAACCAUCUUCCUUAUAAACCAGGAACCAGCAUCUCAAAAAAUGACUUUUUGGUGCCAGUCCAGGAAUCUUUAUGGAGGCUAAAAAUCAUGUUAAGACCUCCCAUGGCCUCAAACCUAUCUUUAUAGAUGCUGAGGAGGAAUAAAACAGGACACUUUUCUUCUUAAUGACAAAUGGAAACAGGCUAUUUUUAGCUAUGUGAAUUCCUGAAAUGUUUUGUAAACACUUUAAGACACAGCAGGUUCUUACUAUUAUAUUGAGUAAAUGAAAACGUUCUCAAAUUGCUUCUCAACAAAAUCAGUGGUGGGUUGUGGAAAAGACCUUUGGGUGGAGACUGUCAGGAUCCAGCACUUAACUUGAUGCCAAUCGCUCCUAAGCCUUAGACUGAUCUAUAAAUUAAGAAUCCCUCAUCUGCCCUCCUAGGGUUAUGGUUAACAUCAAGCGAGACGUAAGUGAAUGAACUUUUGACUCCCAGUUCAGAAGUGAGCGCAGUUACACCUAACAUGAAUGAACAGUUAGUGGUGACAUUUCAAGCAGAAUCCUAUUUUAACUCCUCCCCUAAUUCUUGGGUGAUACUAGACUGCCCUUUUGUACUUGACAUAAAUUAUACCGUAUGUCAGGCAAGAGCAGGUGGUCUUGAACUACUCAGAUUCUAACAAUGACUAUCUAAUAAUCAGAAGCACCACACCAGGAAGAAUGGUCAGCAUGGCAGGAUGAGCUGCUAAAAUAAGAUUGAGACAAUAAUGAAAAAUUAAAGGGCAUAGGGAUUAAAUCAGAUAUAAACAUUUGCUGAGAAUUAAGUUGAGAGAAUUCUUGGCAUCCAAGUAAGGAGGUUAACCUGAUUUAUCUGUUACUAUUAACCUGAAUAAACUAAAAGUAUCUGACCUUAUGAAACUAAGCUGUUACAGCUGACUGAAUAAAAUGUGUAUUGUCAAUGGAUACAUCAAAAGGACUUGAAUAUAAUUUCUUCUAAGUUUUUAAUUCUUUAAAAUUCUAUUAUAGCUUACUUUGAGUAAUCAGAAACCCAAAUGUUCUCCCUUGCCUUGGUUUAGACCACUUUUUAAAGCAGUUUUCCAUAUGAUUUUCACCAAGAUCUAAAUUUCCAUGGAGUUUUUUCUCAAAAAUGGGAAGAGGUAUAAUGGGAAAGCCCUUAAAAAUAUAUACAAAUUAACUUUGACACCAUGUAGCCAGAUGACUGCUGUCCAGUUGUAUGAGACUGUGACCCCAUUUUCAAUCUUUCUUGAUAAGUGAUUUGCAAUUUCUUUCUCCAGCUCAUUUUACAAACAAGGAAACUGAGGCAAACAGGGUUAAAUGAUUUGCCCAAAGGCAUACAACUAGUGUUUGAGGCCAGAUUUGUUUUCAAGAUCUUCCUAUCUCAGUUACUAGGAAUAAUACUCUUAUUUGCUAUACCAUCUAGCUGCCUAAUGCCUAGGGUGGUAUGACUAUGGCCUAUUUCUGACCUUCCAACAUUCUCUUUCCCGGCACCCAAGCUAGCCUUUUUGACGUUCCUCACACAACAUUCCCUCCCCUUGAUCUCUGGGCCCCCAUGUUUUCCUGUGUCUCACCUCUGUCUCCCCAAAUGCCCAAUUUCUUUCAACUACCACCUCCUAUUUCUUAAUCCCCCCCUCAGCUGCUGGUUCACUUUAUCCCACAAUUCUCGUACUUUACAUAUGCUUAAAUAUGUCCAUCUCCCCUGAGAGCUUUGAAGCAAUUUCACUUUUGCUUUUGUAUCUCCAAAGUCUAAUCACAAAACAAUUUAGACAAUUGGGAAAAAAGCCACAUGCAAUCCUGUCAUAGCAUGAAACCAUAGCUAUACACAGUAAGUUGGUGUAUGAUGUUCAAUAAAUUUGUAUUAGUCUGUUUCCUCCCUCAUUAGAGUUGGCCAAGACAAAUAGUGAAAAAAGUUUUCUUCCUGCUUUUAUUAUUUCUUUUUGAAAAGCUGCAGCAUAUUGCAAUGGCUGGACUACUCAGAGCUCAAGUUGUCUCCGACAUUCUAGCAAUGAGAUGGGACACCAAGGCAGUUUUUUCCCCAGCAUUCCAGCCAGAUCCCUAAAGCUAUUAAAUUGCAUUAUUUGUUGCUGAUCUGCAUUGGUAUAGAGUUCUUCCUCAUUGAGGAACUCACAGGUUUGGACCCUUCCACACUCACAAAUACACUGUAGCUAGCAUUUAUGGCCUUAAUGUUUAUAAAGUACUUCAUGUGUUCAUUUAAUUCUCACACCCAUUCUGUGAAGUAGGUGGUAUCCCUAUUUCACAAAUUAAAAAAACUGAAGAGGUAAUCUGCUCAAACAGUUUAAGUGUGAAGUAGGAUAUGAACUAACUCAUUAAUUCAUGGUGAUGCCUACAUGAUCUAAUCCUCUCUUUUGUGCACUCCUCCCACCCUGGACUUUUCAAGUCUGAAAAAAGGUCUAGCGAGAAAUUUUGAUAUUUCAAUUUUCCAUUACAAGGUAGGUUUAAAGUAUCCUAUACUAGUUUAUAAUCUACGGAGUAUUUAUUUCUAGGAGGAAGGGAAAGGUGGAUAAGGGACAUUUUUCACUGAACAAAAAGUAGAGAAGCAGCUUAUUUUGCUUUACUUAGACAUCAGAGAGAGAAUAUCCUAGGUAGUUGAAAAGUUGAAGGUGACUAGAGAAUAGAGGGUCAUACACUCACAAAGAGCAAAAAUUAUCUUCUCCCUUAUAUCCUCUUCCUCACUAUUAUUCCAGUCUACUUUUGCUGAAGUGUCCCAAUCCCUAUGAGUUUGAAAUAAGAAGUCUGACCUUGAAACAGCACCAGAAAAGUGCCUUUUAUUAGGCACUCAUUACAUAUUUAAUUGAAUCACAAUGAGGUUGACUUGGAUGAAUCUUAUGCAUGUGCUUCAACAGCUAUAAGGUUUACAUGCCCCAAAUUGUCUGAUAACAGACUGAAAUCUAAGAUCAAAGAUCAUACAAUCUUCAAUAAACAUGCCAGCAAGUGACAAUGUUACUUAUCCCUGGAUUUUCCUUCCUCUACUUAAAAGUAGGUAGAAUGUAAUCAAAUUAUAUCCAUUUUUAAUUUCAAUUAGCUUGACCUCAAAAUAAAAACAUUAGAAAUACACCAUAAUCCAAAUUUGUAAUGUAGAAAAUAUUCUUCUGGAGAAUUUUCUUGAUGGCACCUCCCUAAUUUUUUUCUAUUUUUUUUUUAAAGCCACCCCACAUUUUAAGGGUGGGAAAGAAUGAAUUCUAACAUUCUUUUAAAGCUGGAAUCAGAACUAUUUUAAAGGAGAAACAUACUAUCUUUUCACAUUCCACUAUUCUGAACUAACACUUGUUGGCAAAUAUUAAAUGAAACAAUACAGGACCCCAAUGAUAAAUCACUUAUGUUCAUUAUUUUCAGGCAGAUAAAAGAGGUACAGUAUAAUUACUUAGUUGCUUUUUAAGAACCAUCAUCCUGAGGGUCUCAAAUGUCUAAACCUUUUCAAUGUCUGAUUUCUAAACUGCAACUCUGUUGCAGAGGUCUUUGUUUUUCCUUCUUUCUUGAAAGGAUGUUGCAAUGUUCUCUUUUUCUAGCAGACAGAAAUUUUGAGAAAUU
This is a messenger RNA of Monodelphis domestica (gray short-tailed opossum), 4948 nucleotides long. RefSeq names its product pleckstrin 2 (gene PLEK2). The record is from RefSeq and is a predicted model, not a curated record. NCBI's taxonomy places the organism in Eukaryota, Metazoa, Chordata, Mammalia, Didelphimorphia, Didelphidae. Gene Ontology annotation, biological process: actin cytoskeleton organization; intracellular signal transduction. Gene Ontology annotation, cellular component: plasma membrane.